Messenger RNA from Papaver somniferum (opium poppy), 2535 nucleotides. RefSeq names its product ribosome biogenesis protein BMS1 homolog. Bases 88 to 2226 code for a protein of 712 amino acids. Gene Ontology annotation, biological process: endonucleolytic cleavage of tricistronic rRNA transcript (SSU-rRNA, 5.8S rRNA, LSU-rRNA); maturation of SSU-rRNA from tricistronic rRNA transcript (SSU-rRNA, 5.8S rRNA, LSU-rRNA); ribosome biogenesis. The record is from RefSeq and is a predicted model, not a curated record. NCBI's taxonomy places the organism in Eukaryota, Viridiplantae, Streptophyta, Magnoliopsida, Ranunculales, Papaveraceae. Gene Ontology annotation, molecular function: GTP binding; U3 snoRNA binding; GTPase activity. Gene Ontology annotation, cellular component: 90S preribosome; nucleus. The transcript has 11 exons.
UCUCAACCACGGGGACACAGAUUCCACCGAGUUAAAAUAGAAAAACCUCUGGGCAAAUUAGUUCUGCUGGUGUAAUCUAGGGUUGAGAUGGGGAUCGAUUCUUCUUCUUUUAGUUCAAUUAGUAAUCGGUACGAGGGUAGAUUUGUUCGUCAUAGGGAUUAUAAUAACAGUUUGAUAAUUUAUGACAAAAAGAGUGAUGACAGUCGAAACGCACAGUCACAAGCAGCAACCACUGAUCAAAAAGAGGUACAAUUGCAACAUGAUCUCGAAGAAGAAGAACCAGUUCCAUACGUUGUUCUAGUUCAAGGACCUCCCAAGGUUGGGAAAUCCAUGCUGAUUAAAUCUCUAGUGAAGUUUUUCACUAUGCACCAUCUAGAUAACGUUCGAGGCCCUAUUACUGUGGUAUCAGGUAAGCAUAGGCGGCUGCAGUUUGUGGAGUGCCCAAAUGAUGUUAAUGGCAUGAUAGAUGCUGCAAAAUACGCUGAUUUGGUGUUAUUUUGUAUUGAUGCAAGUUAUGGGUUUGAAAUGGAAACAUUUGAGUUCUUUAACCUUCUACAAGUUCACGGCUUUCCAAAUGUUAUUGGUGUCCUCUCACAUCUUGAUAAGAUCAAAUGUGAUGGACAACUAAAGGUAACCAAGCAGCGCCUCAGUCGUCAGUUCCGGAACGAAAUAUACGGCGGAGCAGAACUAUUCUACUUAUCACGUCUUGACAAUGGAAUGUACAUGGACGAUGAAAUUCACAAUCUAGCAAUGUUCAUAUCAGUUAUGAAAUUCAAUCCUUUGUCCUGGCAAACUGCACAUCCUUAUGUGCUAGUCGAUCAUUUUGAAGAUGUUACUUCUCCAGAAAGAGUGCAGAUUGACAAUACAUGUGAUAGAAACAUAGUUAUGUACGGUUAUCUCCGAGGCAGUAAUUUUAAGAGAGGAACUAAGGUGCAUAUUGCUGGUGCUGGUGAUUUUCCUGUAUAUGGUAUUACAAGCUUAGCUGAUCCCUGCUCUUUACCAAUUGCUGCCAAAAUGAAGGGAGUGAAUGACAAGGAAAGACUCUUUUAUGCACCAAUGUCUGGUCUUUGGGGUCUUCUCUAUGACAAGGAUGCAGAAUAUGUAGAUGAACUCAACGAUAAUGAUGAGGUAACCCGAUCGGAGAUUGAGGGUUUCAGAGCAGGAACUUAUUUAAAGUUGGAGGUUCAUGAUGUCCCUUUUGAGAUGACUAAAAAUAUUGAUCCCAAUUGCCCUAUUCUCGUCGGAGGUAUCAGUCUCGAAGAUGAGAAUGUUGGAUAUAUGCAGGCGAGGCUUAAGCGACAUAGCUGGCAUAGGAAAUUAUUGAAGACAAGAGACCCAAUCAUUGUUUCAGCUGGUUGGAGACGUUACCAGACCAGACCCAUUUAUGCCCAGGAAGACGGUGGCAAUCGUUUGCAUCGAAUAGAUUCCACUCCCGAGCACACAGAUUGUCUUGCAAUGUUUUGGGGUCCUCUUGCACCUCCAGAUACUGGUUUUGUUGCUGUACACAAUCUGGCAGGCAAUAAGGCUGCAUUUCGGAUUUCAGCAAUGGGUGUCAUACUUGACUUUACCCAGGCUGCAGAGAUAGUUGCAAAGAUUUUGAAGAAGUGCAAUCAAGUUGGGACUCCUCUCCAGACCUUCAAGAAAACUGCUCCCAUCAAAGACAUGUUUACGUCAGAUCUUGAAAUUGAUUGGCUUAAAGGUGCAGCAAUUCAGACUGCAAGAGCUCGGGGGAACGUUGAAAAGGCUGCUAAAAAGAAGCUCGUUAGUGAACUUAUAAGGAAGGGAGAUCAACGUAGAGAAGGGAUUGCUAGUUGCUCAUUUCAGCACAAAAUUUCUCUUUGCGAUAAAGUUUUCAUGCGCGUGUGGAAACAAGUAAGUGAACUGAAGGAUUCAGGCGACUGUACUGGACAAGGCAUGGAAUCAGUAGGUGAACUGAAGGAUUCUCUCAACAAGGUUGAUCCUGCUAGGAGGCAGCAGACGAUUACACAACGACGUGGUGUGGUGUUUGCCGAGAAGAAGAAGAAUACUGGAAAUCGGAUCUGUAAAGAGUACCAGUGUAAAAGGAGGCCGAAGGAAUGUAAGGAGCUUUCUGAGAAAGAGAGAGAGUUUAUGCUAGAGUGUAGAAGGAGGCUGAGGGAAUGUAAGGAGCUUUCUAAGAAAGAGAGAGAGUUCUCAGAGCCGAAAGGAGGGUGGGGCAAACUCAAUUAUAUACGUAUAGGACAUUAAUAUUUAUUGAGGAAUUAUUCAUUUAUUGUUUCUGCUGCUGAAGCUAAGGGAUCAAGGUCUCUUUCUCUUGACGCUUGCUUGAUGGUUAUUCACAAGAAUUAUGGGUUUUUGUUCUACUAGACUAGAUCUGUGAUGCUUUUUGUAGUGUACUUUCACUGCUAUGUACAAUGGGUGCAAUCAGUUAUCACAGUUUCUUUUUUUCUUGAUCUCUAAUUUGAUUCAGUUUGUAGAAUGGAUUUUGUGUACUUAUGUGGGUUUGUUCUCUGACUCGGUUUAAGGAAAUGACUUACUUUUUGUUCUGGGUACUGA